This is a messenger RNA of Babesia bovis T2Bo, 663 nucleotides long. Its product is annotated as Zinc-finger of the MIZ type in Nse subunit family protein. Gene Ontology annotation, molecular function: zinc ion binding; SUMO ligase activity. Lineage: Eukaryota; Apicomplexa; Aconoidasida; Piroplasmida; Babesiidae. Gene Ontology annotation, cellular component: nucleus; Smc5-Smc6 complex. The coding region runs from base 39 to 662 and encodes 207 amino acids. The transcript is spliced from 4 exons. The record is from RefSeq and is a predicted model, not a curated record. Gene Ontology annotation, biological process: double-strand break repair via homologous recombination; protein sumoylation.
UACACAUCUGUGUAAUAAUAUAUAUUGUAAAUUAUACAAUGCAAGAGGAUGUUGAAGUAGACACUACGGCAGAAGUAAUAGAAUUGACAGAAGCUUGGUCACUUUGUAACGAAGAUAUCUACCGCAUUGCAAAUCAACUUUUAUCUUUGGCCUUUGCUGCUAAAUAUUUUGGUACGGAUUUCAAUCGUGCACGCAUUUGGGAUUGCUGUGUAGCAUUUUAUGCCGAGCUGCGGGCUUUGGGUGAACAGGUAGAACCCCGCGCAAACUUCAAUUACGACUGUGUGCACCAGAUAUUGAAGCGUACUCUUGAUCCUGAGUUUGUAAAACAGGAAAACGAGGAUGUCUUAGUUGAGGAAGACAAAACAGCUGUGUUUUCAAUUUGUCCUAUAUCUCGAAGACCUAUAUCACAUCCGGUAUCUCAGCGCUUUUCAAGUGGUGAAGACUCGUGUGAUCACGUGUUUGAUCAUACUAGCAUAGAGGAAUUACUCCGUUCUUCCAAUUUUAAUGUUGUAAAUUGCCCUGUUGCAGCUUGUAACAAAAAAGUUUACAAAUCAAGAUUACACCGUGAUUGGGAAAGCUUGCAUUGGCGUCGUCAGCAAGAUUAUAAUAAAGCAGUAGACUCUGCAAAGGAAGUAUUCAACAAGUGUGGAUUAUAUUUAUGAU